AGUGACAGUGAGUCAGUGAGUCAGUGUCAACAUGGCGCACCUUUUCCAAGGGGACCGUAUCCGCCUCCUUUGCUCCUGUGGCCUCCUCAAACCUAUUACAGCUAUUUAUUUCUGCCGCCACUGCCUUAAAUUAAGAUGUGGCAAUUGUGUGUCUCACGAGGUGGAUACCCUGUUCUGUCCCAACUGUUUAGAAAAUAUGCCAUCAACAGAAGCUCGCCUCAAGAAAAAUAGGUGUGCCAACUGCUUUGACUGUCCCAGUUGUGGCCACACAUUAUCUACCCGAGCCACCAGCAUCCAGACACCCUCUCCAGAAGAUCCCAGCAAAACAGUGGCCAGGAAAGUAUACUACUUGGCUUGCACCAGCUGCAGAUGGACCACCAGAGAUGUUGGUCUCAAAGAUCAGACUGUUGCCACCGGAGGAUGGGUUGAGCAAGAUAAUGAGCAUUACAAGCAUCUUCAGUCAUUGCUGGAACACUACCGAUCUGUUGCUCAACAAGAGAAGUUGGAACGUGAGAAAAAGAGGUUUUCUCAUCGCAAGUCAUCAUACCUCAGUUUGUCUGAUAAAUACAGUCUUCCUUCAAUUCUAGGAAGGAAGUCCUUGACACCUCUUUCACCUUUUGCACAUAAGGGAGAUGUAAGUCAGACCUCAGAGAUGACUCCACUGGAAGCUACUGCAGAAGUAGAAGGUCUGCCUGAAGACAUAUUUACAGAGGAAGUUGUGCUGUCCUCAGUUACCACCAUGGAGCAACGUCUGUCUUCACCUGAAUGGCAACCUGAGAAGACGGCAGAUCUUUACCCACUUCAUAAGCACAUUCUGGUGAAACGUUCUCUUCGGUGCCGUCACUGUGAACACAAUCUCUCCAAACCUGAAUACAAUCCUUCCUCCAUCAAGUUUAAGAUCCAGCUGGGUGCAUUCUAUCAUGUGCCAGAAGUAAGGAUGGUACGGCAAGUGGAGCUGAAGACUGGAGUGGAAACUGGUGUGCAGCUUUCUUUGUGUAAUCCUACACCUCAUGAUAUGACAGUGGCUCUGCUCCCAUUUGUCCCUGAGGCUUCUGAAGUCAGUCUUCAAAAAGCAGGAGAGGAAUCAGUUGAGGGAAGCAGCCUCAACACCAGCAGCCUGGUUCGUGUGGUGGAAAUACCACCUGAGAGGACUGAUCUUAAGCUCACAGCUGAUGUGGCUCUGCCUCAGGGCCAGUUGAUUCUUGCAGCUCGUGAUGAUACUGCUGAGUAUGAUGACCAAGAUUCUUCACCUAAUUACAAAGAUGAUCCACAAGUGGUGGCUUGGAGGCGAGCCAAUAAGGUUGGUGUCAAUCUUUUAGUAACUCCAAAACCUGAUGCCACGUAUGUCAGAGUUGGAUUUGUAUUGCGCUAUGAUUAUACAAACACGGUAGCAACAGCUACAGAAUCUAGAACAGUAACCUUGAAUAUCCCUGUCAUGGUGGAUGUUGGCCCAGUUACUCAGUCUUAAAAGAUAGAGAUAUCAAUAUAUUAGAAAGUAAUUUGCAUUUUCAUCAGACUUCCAAAACUAGCAUCAGCUAACCAGAAUAGUUUUAGUUGGCAGUAAGAAUAAAUUUGUUCAAGUCAGCAAUUAUUUUUUGCUCUAAAGUCAUAGAAAUCAUUAAUGUAAUACUUUAUGAUGAUUGUUACAGCAUGCUCUUUCAAAUGGGUUUCCUGCAUAGUAUGAUGUGUGUUUGCUUUGUAUCAUAGGAAAUGGUGAUAGGAACUCUUCAUGCAUUAGCUGUGUACUGGUCAACAUUAGUAGUUGGUCAUCAUGGCAACUGUCUCCAUUGCCAUAUGUUAUUCAUCCUGUUUGCAUUAUUUAAGUAUUUACACACACACACACACACACACACACACACACACACACACACACACACACACACACACACACACACACACACACACACACACACACUAUACUUGACAGUGCAGCUUGAGAAGCUGUUAUUAGGUGAACAUAACAGACACAUGCAAGCAUGUAUGGCGUCUUUCAGAAUGGUGAUGAAAUUAUAUAUGUAAUGGACCCCAGAUUUCUAAACAGGUGUGUUAGCUAUUGAUUACUGUGUGAAACUAGUGACAUAUAACAUGUAUACUUUUCCUUUUUAUAUAUUCCCAGAUUGUUCAAAUUUUUCCAGACAUGGGAAUUUGAGAGUCCACUGUAUUAGCAUUAAAAUCAUAUCACUUAAUAUACAGUGGAACCUCGGUUACCGAAUGCCUCUCUUUUCCAACAAAUCACUUUUUGAUCAAAAAUUUGAACUUAUAAUUGCUUUGGUUGCCACCCCAUAAUUUGGUUCUCGAAUAAAGUUACUUGAUUUCAAAUAUUAAAAGACAGAGCAAAAGCUGCAGUUUAUUAACAAUUAAAAGUUUCUAUCAAUAUUUACUUUGCUUUUAUAUAUUUAGAGGAGAGACACAGAAUGUAAGACUAAUUCAAACUUUGAAAUAGGGUAAAUGUAAUCCCGCUGAAGAACCUCAAUGUAAACAAACAGUUUUUUGGCGCUGAGGAGUAAUCACAAAGGGAUUACUCUCUCUCUCGAUGACCCCUAGUGCCAUCACUACUGCACGGCUGCAUUUUCCUAGUAGCUUUUUCCAGCAGCAAGAUGUCUAAGUGUUAUGAUCACCUUCAUUUUGGUGGUAAGUGGGUUGCUCCUCUCUGUGUUACUCUGUAAGGCUUUCCUCACUAGAAUGAUGACAAAAGAGAAUACCUGUACUGUCUAAACAUUAUCUUCUGAUGAGUUCUGUGUCUCUACAUUCAUUCAGUACAUCCUUUCUGGAUAAAUAAUAUCAGAGCUGGAGAUGUGAAGCAACCAUCUUAGCAGUGGGAAGCUAAGACAGGGUGUCUGGGUGUCUGGGAACAAAUUAAUAUAUUUUACAUUGAUUCGUAUAGGAAAAAUAGCUUUGGUUUUUUGGAUUUUGGAUUUUGAAUGGCAUUCAAGAACGAAUUAAGUUCAAGAACUGAGGUUCCACUGCUUAUGAAACUUAAAGAGAAAUUAACACUUGCAAGGAAUUUCUAUGUAUUGAAACUACUGGCAUGUAAGAACUUUUCUAAUAAAAAAAAUACACAACCUUAUCCAGCAUCACUAAAUUGGUGAUGCACUUGAUAUGCCAGCAAGUAUGGCAGAUUCAGUAAACAACAUGAACCAUUGGAAAUAGGCUAACAGACAUAUCUCUUGUUGCAUUUACAUGCAUAACAAAGGAAAACAGUUAGAUUUUCACUGAUAGUGAACCUGGAAAACAAAUUGUAUAUCUUUAUGAGCUUAAAGUUUAAAGUACAGAAAGAAAUUUGGAUAAGAAAAUUCUGAUGAAGGCCACCUUUUAUUUUUAUAAUCUUACAGUACAUUUCACUAAUAUUUGUCAUCUCAGUCUUUGUGAUACCCUUUAAAACUGGAUAUGGAAAUUGCUAAAAUUCUCAGUAUUUAGAUAUAUUUUGGUUUGUAAAUCUCAACUAUCAAACUACCAUAUACUCAUAUUCUUCGUGGUUAUGUGGUUUGAAUUUUCAAAGAUUUUAAAGAAUUUUAAGCAUAAUGAAAUUACAAAUUCUUCACAUCGCGAGGCUUGUUCCUCAUGACACCGUGAUAUUGCUGGUAUUUUAUGUACACAUAGUAGAUGGUAUCUUGUUGGUUAUGAACAUGGUGGAUAAAUGAUACCCUCUUUUGGCUGUGUACUUGGCAUAUUGCUCGCUGCAUAUUGUACACAUGGUGAUGGUGCUGCUUGUGUCUUAACGUGGCAGUGGAACUCACCACUGAUUCUGUGACAACUCUUCAAAUAGCCAUUGCAGUUCCAUUCUUCAAUUUAUAGAGCACAGCACCUUUACAAGCUAUCAUAAUUGAUGCAUAUGCAGUAGUUGCUCACUUGCUCAUGCUAAUCAGCUUGCCACAUCACAUGAUAAAAUUGGACCCAUGACAAGGGAACAUGUGGUUUUGAAUUGUAUAAAAUAUUUGGAUAAAUAAGGAUUCAAAACAGUUUUAUGAAUAUUAUUUAGCAUCCUUCAUUUGUGUGUGUGUGUGUGUGCGUGAACCAUGGCUCCAAGAGACUAGUAGUAGUCUACAUUUGAUAUGUAGUAGAUGUCUGCAUCACAUCUGCCAAGGUUCCAAAUUGAGUGAACAUCUGUGUCAGGAUCUUUUCAGAGCACUUCCUCUCCUUUGAGUUAAUGUACUGUUACAUGUGGGCAUUUGACUAAGAUGAUAAGAAAGUCAAGAGAUACAUUGAUCAAUAAUUAAUCAGAGGAGGAAUAUAUUGGCUUGGGUAUUGUGUAUGUAACUAAAGGUUCCUGCUGAGACACCCAACUCACUCAGGUACCUUUAAGUCUCAUAUGUGAGCUAUUUGCCACUCUUUGAUAAUGACAGGGCAAGAUUAUUGUUGAAAUGAUUGUGAAUAGUGAUACCAAAGGGAAGUGUGUCAACCAAGUGAGCAGCUAUUGUAAUAUUAUUAUUCCGUCUCUUGGUAAUGCAUCACGCUUAAAGAAAAUACACAUUCUUAAAUGCUAUUAUAUUGUAAAGUUAUUACUAAGUGCAUAAGCAAUGUCCAUAUUUAUUUUAUCCGGAAUAAAUGACUAAAAA
Scylla paramamosain (green mud crab) is the source of this 4556-nucleotide messenger RNA. RefSeq names its product dynactin subunit 4-like (gene DCTN4-p62). Bases 32 to 1468 code for a protein of 478 amino acids. Gene Ontology annotation, cellular component: dynactin complex. Lineage: Eukaryota; Metazoa; Arthropoda; Malacostraca; Decapoda; Portunidae. The transcript has 9 exons. The record is from RefSeq and is a predicted model, not a curated record.